Molecule: messenger RNA, 3916 nt
Organism: Nothoprocta perdicaria
Lineage: Eukaryota; Metazoa; Chordata; Aves; Tinamiformes; Tinamidae
Product: protein FAM122A-like
Exons: 9
Coding region: 66-743 (225 amino acids)
Molecular function (GO): protein serine/threonine phosphatase inhibitor activity
Source: RefSeq, a predicted model, not a curated record
UCAGUGAUAACUCGCAGGUUUUUCAGCCUUACGUGCUGCGAACUCGCCGGAACAGCACAACAGUUAUGAGCCGUCACAGUAUGUUGCUGUCAUCAUCUCCUAUUCGCAUUCCUAGUAGCCGACUUCAUCAGAUCAGAAGGGAGGAAGGAGUGGAUUUAAUGAACAGGGAAACAGCACAUGAAAGGGAAGUGCAAACAGCAAUGCAGAUAAGCCAAUCAUGGGAGGAAAGCUUGAGCCUGAGCGACAAUGACUUGGACAAGUCUGAGAAAUCUUCCUCCCCAAAAAGAAUAGACUUCAUCCCAGUUUCGCCUGCACCUUCUCCUACGAGAGGAAUAGGAAAGCAAUGUUUUUCACCAUCGUUGCAAAUGUUUGUGAGUAGUAAUGGCUUACCUCCAAGUCCUAUUCCCAGUCCAACAAGGCGAUUCUCCAGCAGGAGGAGUCAAAGUCCAAUCAACUGCAUCAGGCCCAGUGUUCUUGGUCCCAUUAAAAGAAAAGGUGAAAUGGAAACUGAAAGUCAGCCAAAGAGACUUUUUCAAGGAACAACCAACAUGCUUUCUCCAGAUGUUACACAUCUGACAGAUCUCAGUUCAUGUCUGUCUUCAGAUAUUCUUGAUGGGAGCAGCAGCAGCGUUGGCUCUUCCUCUGACUCCCUGACUAAAGGCAGCAUAACCACGGAGUCCCCAGUAACGUGCUCCAACUCCUGCUCUUCGUUCAUCUUGAUGGAUGAUCUCUCACCCAAGUGACUUAACCAGCUCUGAGGCGGCGGCUGGCUGUGCUGUUCCUGACUGUGCACUCGUACAGAGAAACGAACUCUGAUCCUUGAACCAUUAACACGAGGAUUAAUGCUAAAUGGAAAAAAAUUAUUGUAACUGUAAUCCUUGGCAACUUUCCAGUGAUUUUGAUUUAUCCAUUUAAUGGACAUGUUAGACCAUAUUAAUGUCUGAUUUUUGCGGAUUUAUUUUAUAGGCAAGAUGUCUGCUCAGAUUAUACUAACUUUUUGCUUUCAAAAACUUGCAUACACUUUUGAUUCCAAAAUAGGUGUCUACCUAUUAGUGUUGCAAUUUUUAGAAAAGUACUUAUCACUAUUGUGGUCGCUAUGUCUAGGGAAAUAACGUGGUUCAGAAGGAUUUGAAAAUAUUAACUUAUUCUCUGGCACUUCUACCAUUAAGUAAAACUAUUUACCUUUUUUUUCCCCUCCCCUCUCCAAUAAUUACUCACAAAUUUUCUCGCAAAAGGGGAUUUUUUUUUUUCUUCCUAUUGCUACCAGUCACUUCCUUUAAUAGAGAAGACCACUACUGGUCUGGAAAUCUCAUUCUGUUGCAUUUUAAAAAAAUAGUGACUGGUAUUUCUGCCAUCGGUUGAAAAAGUAACAGUACUCUAUGAACACGAUUAUGAAAUAGCUGCAUAGUUCUCUCUCCAGACCCUUCAUCCUACAGAUUAUAUGAAAUAUGGUCAAUUUUCAGAAGCCUUUGGCCAAGGAAAGUGAAUCCAAGCCUCAUUCGAAGACAUACAGUGCAAAUAAUAACUAAGUUAUUGAAACUACUGUGUAGGAGAACAUGUAUGGCACCAUCAAUGUCUCCUGUGGCAUUGAGGUCAUAGGUAUUUUUGUGCCUUAGGGGACAUUGUUACAAAAUUAUGGAAUGUAAACCUGAGGGGUGGGUGGGAAAAGUCCUUAGUGUACAGCUUGUUUAUAGGGUGCUUACCAGGUCCUGUUGUCACUGCAGCUUUCCUUAGUCAGCCAGGGGCUGGGGGAGCUCCCGGCCGCGCUGAGAGAGGGCAGCCUAUAUAAUAAAGACCUUUGGACUUUAUUAUCUGCUGCCCACAGCAUUUUAUGCCUUUGUCACAAGCAGGGCAAGCGACUGAAUGAACAUUUGGUUGCUAAAAAUGUUGAAGGUUGGACCGCCAACUUGCUCUGCAAAUUGCUCAGCUAAGGAGCUGCGUCUGAGCUCUGAGCAGUCUCGAUACGGUAUCUUGGUCAGUCUAAGGUAAGACAAUAGGUAUUUUACUUUUUAAAGAGACUUAAUGGGGCAAAAUAAAUCCGUUUGUAAUCUACUGUGUUAUGCUAUUUAUUAUUUAUAACUAUGUAAAAAGUCUGUGGUGAUGAAUUAUAGUAUUUUUUUAUGAUUGAAUAAGUUUUUUAUGUUCAGUAAUUGCUGGCUGGUUUGUAUUUAAUACGCAACAUUGUCUGCCAGAAUCAUAAGCUUCCAUUUUUGAAUGUUUAUAAGUAACAUAAAUGCUUUUGUUAUCUAAAAGUACAACUUCUGAUCUUUUUUUGAAAGAAAAUAGCACUGAAUUUAAAGGAAGAUUAUGUGCUUUAAAAGUGAGCACAGUCUCUGGCAAUACUGUCUGGCUAAAAAGGGUAGGGGUGAACCAUAGUUUUUUGCUUUUUUUUCUGAAAAAGCUGUUUAGUUUCCAGAAAACGUGUACAUACCAUAUUAUUUUUUAAAGCGUUUCCAUUGCAUUUGUAAGAAGUACAAUAAUGGGCCAACAGUGGCACUUUCAUUUGUAUUACCAUUUUCUUCUGCGGAGCAUCAGUUCCCCACUUCCAAUAAAUGUGCAUAUUGUAAAAAUAUUGUCCAUUGGUGCCAUUUUUAAAAGAGCUCUACAAUACUGAAUGUCAAUUUUAUUUGUAUAUGCACAGUGCUAUUUCUUGAAUUUUCGAUGUCUUAAAUGGCUUCGKUUUUUUAUUCAUGCUUGUAUUUCCUCUGCCUCCUUGCUGUUAAAAGAAGGCUCUUUUUMCAUUUGCAAAGUACUGAUAAACGGUCUGUGAUAAAAUUCGACUUGUUAUUUGUGCCCCGGUUUCAUUAUAGCGUGCGUCUUGGUGCUGUGAGUUAGAAACCUGACCUGGGGGUGGCAGAAGGGGCAAACCUAUUGCAUGCUUUCCUGAAGAAGAGCAUAGUUAUUGCUUAUUAUUUGGCUGACUUACCUGUACAAUUGAUGUAUUCCAGAUUUGUUUGUCAGUGGAGAGUCGUAUAUAAGUGCUGGCCUCUGUAAACAUUAGAAUGUAAGCUUCAUAAAGCAAACGCACAACUAUCGCUCUUGUUACAGCAUUUUUUUUAACCUUCUGCCUAUUCUUCACACUUUAAAAUACAUUGCUUUUAUAAAAUAUAUAUAUAUAUGCACUCUGUUUCAGAUUAAAUGUCAUUGUGCAACUGUAAUAAUCCCGUUUAGGACCAAACUUGCACACAGCUAAGACCACUUGUUCGUGUUAACACUGGACACAUGGAAUUUUCUAAUUUUCUAGCUGGUGCCUGUAUCUAACUGCAUGUGAGUUGCUGCUGCUUAGAGUCAAUCUUUACUGCUGUGUAAAGGUUAGUGCAGGAGACUCUGACUAAAACUGACCGAAAGGCCACGUUUUCUGCAUUUAUUGGAUUUAUUGCAUUAUCUUGGCUGCAGUGAAUUUAAUUUCAGUUUGGGGCUAGCAGUUGGUGCUGGUAGUCACUUUAAUAGGUAACCCCAGACACUUUAAAUGCAGCCUCUGGCCGCUUGUUGUUUGUUUUUGAAUAUCACCAGACUUAGCCCUGAAUUGCUAUGAUGGAUGUUUGGGAAUUUCACCUUUCCCCCUUUUAUUUUCCUUUUGGAAGUUAGCUUCCAAAAGAAAACUGGAUGCGUUUUUGCUGGGAAUUGCUAAGAAACCCCAGAGAUGGCUUAUCUUUUAGCACAGUAACUAUUAAGAAGGAGAAAACGCUUGCAAAUAAGCAGUGUAAUUCAAGCGGCAUUUUACACAGACUAUUUUUAGUAUGUUAAUGAGCACAGUGUUAUGAUGUUAGACUUUGCAGGGCUCGUUGAAUAGCUCUGCCUUUAGAUUAUAUCGGAAAUAAACUCAGCCCUCAUUUAGCAAGCUUAAAAUGCUGGCAGCAUUUUAUUGGUAAUUUAGGGGGGAAAAAAAAGGCUAUAUGAGCUGUAGAAUUCUGUG